UGAGUACUUGUCACCGAGCCAAGCCAAGCAGCACUACGGAGUAGAGCUGUGUUAUAGGCAGACAAUGAUAACCUGGUUUGUUUCCCCCCCAACCCACCGGGGUCAUCUAGCAGAAUAUGAGCCCGUGCGCUGCAAGGGCCGUAAGAGUCUGACGCGCGGUCGAAUCGCGCUGCUUCUUCUUUUUUUUGUUUCUCUGCUUAGGUUCCCUCUCGAUCAUGAGUAUAAGUUAGAAAGGAAUGCACCCACUCACUGUGGCAAGACGGAACAUGAUGGGUGUGAUGACGAAUGUGCGGGUCGUGUAUUCAGGUCAGCGGGAUAACAAGAGAGAAUGAAUGGGGUCUCUUGUUGCCCGUGAGCCCCGCCUGGGCAUAAGGAGCACGAGGUCAGUUUUCUCUCCUUGCUUGUCUCACGAGUGACUAGCAUAUCUCAGCCCUAUCGGUGGUGCUACUACGGAGUAGUCUAUUAGCAAAUCCGCUAAGUGUGCUAAGUUACAGUCUGAUAAGUAAGGUAGGUCUGGACUCGGGAUUCCGAGGAGGAGGAGAAGGAGGAGGAGCAGCAGCAGCAGUAGCAGUACCUAGCAAGCAGUUGGCAGGCCAACCUGUAACUUUAUUGGUCGGAUCCCCACUUUAG
Aspergillus fijiensis CBS 313.89 is the source of this 630-nucleotide messenger RNA. RefSeq lists its product as uncharacterized. The coding region runs from base 65 to 319 and encodes 84 amino acids. The transcript has a single exon. Lineage: Eukaryota; Fungi; Ascomycota; Eurotiomycetes; Eurotiales; Aspergillaceae. The record is from RefSeq and is a predicted model, not a curated record.